This is a messenger RNA of Empidonax traillii (willow flycatcher), 3859 nucleotides long. Its product is annotated as proprotein convertase subtilisin/kexin type 5-like. Bases 1 to 2904 code for a protein of 967 amino acids. NCBI's taxonomy places the organism in Eukaryota, Metazoa, Chordata, Aves, Passeriformes, Tyrannidae. The transcript is spliced from 17 exons. The record is from RefSeq and is a predicted model, not a curated record.
AUGGACUGUGGUAUAAGGACAUCUAGGCCAAGGAUCAAAAGAGUCUUUGACGAUGGUCGCUGUGUUGUACAAUGCCCCAGAGGAAAGUUUGAAUUCAAAGGACAAUGUCAUGUGUGCCAUCAUACCUGCUUGGAUUGCAGUGGAAGUGAACCUAACAAAUGCACCUCUUGUGGAACAGACAGAAGAGGGACUGAACGUUUCCUGUAUCGUGGGGAGUGCAGAGAGAGCUGUCCUCCAGGUCACUACCAUGCAGAGCAUACCUGUAUGCCUUGUUCCAGCCACUGUGAGGUGUGCCUGAACUCCAGCCACUGCAAAAGAUGUUUCAGAGGCUACUACCUUACUCAAAAUAUGUGUCAGAAGCAUAGUUGUAGAGAAGGUGAAGUGGAAGAUCCUGACUCUGAAGACUGCAUACCAUGUUCAGAUGGAUGUCAGAAAUGCAAAGAGGAUGAUCCAAGAAUCUGUAUAACAUGCAUUCAGAACUAUUAUAUGUAUAAGCAACAUUGCUAUAAAUACUGUCCAGAAAACACCUACAGAGACGAAGGUUCUCUGCAGUGUAGAGAUUGUCCUAGCAACUGUGAUAGCUGUGACAAGGACAAGUGUGACUCCUGUGAGGAAGGCUUUUAUCUCUCAGGUGGCACGUGUGUGAGUGAGUGUGGAGAUGGCUUCUUCACCGAUGACAUCUCUAGAGAAUGCGAACCUUGCCACAAGAGCUGUGCAACCUGUGUUGGGUACAGUUAUGAGAACUGUACUGGGUGCAAAAAUGGUUUCCAACUAUCUCGUGGGCAGUGCCUGAAUCCAAGAAAUUCUCAAUCAGUGGGAAAGUUCUGGAGCCAUGCAAAAAGAAAAUUGCUAUCUUGUGACUCUUCAUGUAGGACCUGUGAGAAAUCUGCUGAUAAGUGUACUACAUGUCCAGAAGGAAAAUUUCUUAUCCAUGAUACCUGUGUUUCUCUGUGUCCUCAAAAAACUUUUGGCAACACUGCAAGCGGAAAGUGUGAGAAGUGUAGGGAUGGCUGUGAGGUAUGUUCCGACCAAUGGCAUUGUCAGAAGUGUCAGGCUGAACAGGACCAGCUUCUCUUCCUCCACAAUAGCAGAUGUUUACCAGAGUGCCCUGAGGGAUAUUUUAAUGAUUCUGAGACUUGCAAGGAAUGCAGCGGAUCCUGUAAGACAUGCAUAGGAAAUGCAACCAAAUGCCUGUCCUGUGAAAGCCCUUUGCUUUUAGAGCACUGGAAAUGUAAACCUACCUGUUCAGAGAAUCAUUUUGCCUCUGAAGGAAUCUGCAAACGCUGCCCUGAAAUGUGUCAGGAAUGUAUUCACAAUGAAAUAUGCAAAGAGUGUAUGGACCAGUUCUUCCUGCACGAGGGAAAGUGUGUGCAGGAAUGCCCUUCACACUUCUAUGCUGAAGACAAGCACUGCUUUCCCUGCCAUGCCGACUGCAAGGAUUGCAAUGGGCCAGAUUCCGACGACUGCACAGCGUGCACUUUCAGCUUGUUUGUCCUCUACAAUGGCAUGUGUUUUGAAGAGUGCCCUGAAGGGAGUUACUAUGAAGAAGCCACUGGAGACUGUCAAGCAUGCAACAGGACAUGCCAGACUUGUUCUUCUUCCGCUGCCUGCCUUACUUGCAGAAAUGGCCUGAUACUUAACAGUGAUGGGCACUGUAUGGUAUCUGGGUACUGCUCUCCCACUGAGUUCUACGCUGAGGAAACUCAGACUUGCAAGCCUUGUCACAGGAAAUGCUUCCACUGCUCAGGACCCACUGAACAUCAGUGUCUUAGCUGUGCGAAUAACCAUUAUCUUCUCAAUACAACCUGUGUUGAAACAUGCCCAGAUGGAUAUUAUGCUGAUAAUGAUGAGGGGCAGUGUUCUGCAUGUCACAGUGCCUGUGUCACUUGCACUGGAAAAUACAGCUCACAGUGCCUUUCCUGCAAACCGGGUUGGUACAAACAAGGAAACGGAUGUGUAAACCAGUGUCCAUCAGGGUAUUUUGCACAAAAUUCCACUGGAUUAUGUGAGAGAUGCCACAAGAGUUGUAAGGAAUGUAUGGGGCCUCAGCCCACAGAUUGUCUUUUAUGUGAUACAUAUUUCUACCUGUUGCACUCCAAGAAUGAAUGUGUUAGCUCUUGUCCUCAGUACUACUACGAAAACAAGGACAACAAUGUCUGUGAAAGAUGCCACCCUUCCUGUCUAACUUGUGAAGGGAAGGGAGCAUUCAGCUGCACAUCUUGCGUAUGGAGCUACACUUUAUUAGGUGGAAUUUGCAGCUCGGACUGUUUUGUAGGUGAAUACAAAGUCCAGGAGACACCAGGACAAGAGGAGGAUGAACCCAAGUGUGAGAAAUGCGACAGCUCAUGCACUGAGUGCAAAGGACCUGGUCCUCUCAACUGCACAGUCUGUCCAGCCAGCAUGCAGCUCUACCUAGAGGAAAGCCGCUGCCUGCCCUGCUGCAGUGACUCUGAUCCAGCAGGCAACACGGAGUGCUGUGACUGCAGUGAAACACAAGAUGACUGUGUAUUACAGACCACUGUAUCCCCCAAGAGAAAAACAAAAACUGCUUUCUUUGUUAUCACCUGCAUUUUGCUUCUCCUUGUCAUCGGAGCCAUUGUAUUCAUCUGGAGACGAUCAAGAGCCAAAACCCAGGCUGUCAAUAAAGGUGGGUAUGAAAAACUGACAAAUCACUCCAAAACCUUUCCUUCCUCUGUGAGCAACUACCACAAGAGUACCAGUUACCAGGAGGAUCAAGUGAUUGAGUACCGAGAUAGAGAUAAUGAGGAUGAUGAUGAUGAAGAAGAUGACAUUGUAUACAUGAGCCAGGAUGGCACAAUCUAUCGCAAAUUUAAAUAUGGACUUUUGGAGGAUGACGAGGAAGAUGAACUUGAAUAUGAUGAUGAAAGUUAUUCAUUUAGAUAACUUUUUACUAACUUACUAAUAGUAAAUUGGUCCUGCUCUGUUGCUUUUCCUAUGAAAUUACAGCAGUUUAGUUAAGGAUGUUUAGUUACUUGCGAGCAUGCUGACCUCCAAAUUUUUUGCUAAUAGUUAUUGUGAGAGCAGAAUGGUUUCUAAAAGCUUUGCAUAAAUGCUUUCUAGACUUUUAAGUAGCUCUCCAGAUAUAGUCUGGUUAAGAGAUUAUGUUUCUGUGCAUUUGUGUGGAGAAUAAUUCCUUUCCCAAUAUGUAUUUGUGUGCAUUAUAAAUAAUACAAACUUUGUUUCAAACCAUGCACAUACACUUAAUAAGAACCUUGCCAAUCACUACCAGAAAUGUGAUAAGCAAAAUGAAUGUAUAUAUUUUAUGAAUGCCACUGGGAUAGGGUGACAGUAGUUUACUGCUUUGUGAUUAUAGUUACUCAGCAAUUCAUGAUAGAGUAGGCAACUUGGCUGACUUUACCUAGAUUUUCUUCACUGGUGUCACCUGGUGCAUCUGUGUUCCCUGAAGCCAACACACUUCUCUUUAUAAUCUUUAUAGUUUACUCUCCAGGGAAUUUAGGCAUCUAUGAUGUGAAGUUUUAAGAUUUCUGAUUGUGACUACUCCUCAUAACUAUAUUGUAUUCACAGUUUGUGUGAAAUAUAACUAAAAUAUUUUAUAUACCAGCCUCUGAUUAGUAUUUAUUGCGUUUGUCAAAUAAUCUUUCAUUGUACUGGAUUUACCACAAAGGGGAGUAUUGUUAGUAAGCAUGGCACAUACACAUAAGUGCCCCAAGCAGCUUUUCUAUUUCUAUUAUAAAUGGCUCAGGGUGUUCAGAAAGGGGAUAUUUAGCACUUAUUUGAUAACUUAAAAGAACACCGAAAUAAGAUUUUUAAUUAUUAUUAUUAUGAUAAAACAUAAUUUUAAAGAAAAGUAUGCUUUGUGGCUCUAUGUUGUGAAAGA